UUUGAAGAAAACAUUCUGGAUGCUUGCCUUUUUCUGAUGGACAAGGCAGAACUGGAGCUUUCUGGGCGUGGAAAUCCAAUCAAAAUCUGUCGUGUUGCAUCUGCAGUGAUCAACUCCAAGGAUGAUAAUGGUGUGAUUGCUGGAUCCUGGGACAAUAUGUAUACUUAUGGUGUCCCACCUUCAGCCUGGACAGGAAGUGUGGAUAUUCUCUUAGAGUAUUACAGUUCUAAACAACCCGUGCGAUAUGGCCAGUGCUGGGUCUUUGCUGGUGUCUUCAACACAUUUCUGAGGUGCUUGGGGAUACCAGCAAGACUUGUUACCAACUAUUCUUCUGCCCAUGAUAACAACGCCAAUUUACAGUUAGACUUCUUUCUGGAUGAUGAAGGGAAAGUGGACACCAAAAUUACAAAAGACUCUGUCUGGAACUAUCAUUGCUGGAAUGAAGCUUGGAUGACCAGACCUGAUCUUCCUGUUGGUUUUGGAGGAUGGCAAGUUGUUGAUGGGACACCCCAAGAAACCAGUGAUGGUAUGUACAGGUGUGGCCCAGCCUCAGUUCAAGCCAUUAAACAUGGUCAUGUUUGCUUCCAAUUCGAUGCUCCUUUUGUCUAUGCUGAGGUGAAUAGUGAUAUUGUUUACUCGAGAAGGGAGAAAAAUGGAACCCAAGUGAUAGAAAAAAUUGACACAACCCAUGUUGGGCAGUUGAUUGUGACCAAGGAAGUUGGGGGUGACGGCAUGAUGGAGAUUACUGAGGAGUACAAGUUCCAAGAAGGCUCAGAGGAAGAGAGACUGGCUCUUGAGACUGCUGUGAUGUAUGGCGUUAAAAAGCAAACUACCCAAGAUACCAUGUAUCAGCCACAAACUGAUGUUGACAUGGACUUCCAAGUGCAAAAGGCAGUCCUUGGCAGUGACUUCAAAGUCACUAUAACUUUCAGGAACAAAAGUCGCAGCUACUACACUGUCACUGCCUAUCUUUCAGGCAACAUAGUGUUUUAUACAGGAGUCACAAAAAAUGAAUUCAAGAAACACUCUGCAAAACUGGAACCCUCUUCACCCAGUGCUUUUGAUGUUGUGAUCAAAUCGAGCGAGUAUCUGAGUGACCUGCUGGACCAAGCCUCCUUUCAUUUCUUUGUGACAGCACGGAUUAAGGAAACAGGGAAGACUCUGGCCAUGCAGAAGGCAACAGUCCUGGAAAUUCCCACCCUGAGGAUCAAGACCCAAGGUGAGAUGGUAGCUGGUAAAGAAAUGUCUGUGACUGUGGAAUUCACCAAUCCUCUGAAACAAACCCUGGAGAAUGUCACACUCCGCCUCGAGGGACCUGGCGUGCUGACAACAGUGAAAAAGGAGUUCAGCAGGACUCCCAAGAACACUUUGACUUAUGAAGUGAAAUGCAUCCCAAAACGAGCAGGGUUACGAAAGCUGAUUGCAAGCCUGAACUGUGCUGCUUUGAGGCAUGUGUAUGGCGAGCUGAACGUGCAGAUUCAGAAACCAUGA
Leptosomus discolor (cuckoo roller) is the source of this 1491-nucleotide messenger RNA. Lineage: Eukaryota; Metazoa; Chordata; Aves; Leptosomiformes; Leptosomidae. The record is from RefSeq and is a predicted model, not a curated record.